Molecule: messenger RNA, 363 nt
Organism: Plasmodium vivax (malaria parasite P. vivax)
Lineage: Eukaryota; Apicomplexa; Aconoidasida; Haemosporida; Plasmodiidae
Exons: 2
Coding region: 67-279 (70 amino acids)
Biological process (GO): mitochondrial respiratory chain complex III assembly
Source: RefSeq, a predicted model, not a curated record
CCUGUGCGUGCAUCUCACUGCAGGUGCCCCUUGUUCCCCCUUUAAAACCGAGGCGAGAAAAGGAAAAUGCCGCUGGGGGUCCCUUUGCGGAAGUACCUAUUCAUUGUGUCAACGUCCUUCUUGUGCAUGGCCAUGGGGUCUUGCUGCGUGCACCUGGUGAUGAAGCCGGAGAUGAAGGAGCAGGACGUUUCGAAGCACUUGCAGAAUAGGAACAGCGCCAUCCAGGAGGUGCGGCGGGAGAUCCUCCGCCGGAAGACGUCCCAGGGGGGGGAGCGCUGAAGUGAAGAAGCGGUGAAGCGGCGAAGUAACGAGGCGAUGGCCCAAAAGGGACCCCCCACGAACUGAAAACAGAACAUAGUGCCC